Molecule: messenger RNA, 1426 nt
Organism: Dreissena polymorpha
Lineage: Eukaryota; Metazoa; Mollusca; Bivalvia; Myida; Dreissenidae
Product: zinc finger matrin-type protein 5-like
Exons: 4
Coding region: 17-523 (168 amino acids)
Cellular component (GO): U12-type spliceosomal complex
Molecular function (GO): zinc ion binding
Source: RefSeq, a predicted model, not a curated record
GGAAAAGAAAACAACAAUGGGCAAACGUUACUACUGUGAUUUCUGUGACAGAUCAUUUGCAGAUACAGGUGUUAAUAGAAAAAAUCAUUUCAAAGGCGUCCAACACCAACGUUUAAAAAAGCAGCAUUAUGAUGCAUUUCGUGAUCCAGCUUCAAUACUUGCAGAAGAAAGCACUAAAAUUCCCUGUGCACGAUUUCAGACAGGAAGUUGUGACUUUGGUGACAGUUGCAAGUUUUCCCACAUGACACCAGAGAGACUACAUCAUCUUCAAGAACUUGUUUCAAAGCAAAGACAGAGGUCAGAAAAAGACAUGAACUUCAAUAAGGACCUAAAAGAGCCCACAUUGGAAGAAUGGUUGGAGAAAAGAAGCAAGCGUCUCCGUAAGACUGAAAAUAAUGAGGAAGAAACUGACGAAUUACAUUAUGAAUUACCCCCCUUUUUAAACAUUCCAAAUUUACCUCCAUCAUUAUUGCCACCUUCUGCUGAAGAGCUUAGAAACACAGCAAAGUGUGAAUGGGGCUGAAAGGAAAAUGUUUGGAGAUUUGAUUGAAAAUUAUACUUCACGUAUUGACUGUGGUAACUGCCUUUGUGGUUUGUGAUACAACUUAUAUGAAAGACCUCUCAGCUUGCAGGCUGUAUAAUUAUUACAAACUAUUCCUAAAGACUUGGAUUGUCCUGCAACGUGGACAUUCUAAAAAAUCUCAAGCACUAUUGGAUGUGGUUUAUUAUAUGUCUCAGAAACAGUUGCAUUCCUUGCAAACUUGCAUUUCAAUGACUUUUAUACUAGUUCAUUCAGUUAUUACUAAAUCAUAUUUGAACAGUUACAACCAUCGAAACUUUAUACACCUUGUGAAGCGCUGUUUUGAUAAAGAGUAAAAUGUUUAAAAAUGUGUGUGUUUAUUGCAAAUAUGAAUUAAUGAAUUAGCCAAUUAUGUUCAAUUUAUUGUUGUUGAUUAAACAAUGAACAAUUAAUCUAUUUGAGGUGCCUAGGAAUUAUAGUAGUGGGGCAUUAGAGCAUUUACGGGUUGUUUAUUGUCUGAUAAAUUUCCCUGUAUUAUUUUUAAUAUAAUAUUCCAUAUGUCCAUUGUUUAUAACUUCCCAUUUUUCCUACAUUGCCUGUUUCAUGGAGAAGAAUUUAACCAAGUUUGGAAUAACAUUUUUAAGUCGUGUUUUUGCGUUUAUACCUGGGCCUACCUUUGUAUUACAGGUAAUGAUAUUUAUCUACAAAACAUAGUACAGUAUAAAAUUAACUCUAUCAGACUAAGAUGUCGCAUGUGUGUUGAAUGGUGAGGAUACUUGAUUUGUCGACAAUUCGACUCAAAUGGCAUCUCAACCGCUUGUCAGAUUUUCUUUAUUUUUACAUGUUUGUUGUUUGUGAUACUAAUGUGAAAGUUGAACGGAGUGAUACAUCAUCCUUCUUAACAUU